ACCACAGAGUCAAUGCCGCUUCCUCAGACCCAUAUUCCAUCGUCUUCGGACGAUUGGGAAGCUGUGUGUUCUUCGCAUGGCGAAGAACGAAUAAAGAAUUUCGAUUCCGAAUUGGAUAGGCAUAUGAUGCAGACGAUCACGGAUGUCAAAUACAUGAUCAAGAAGAGCAAAUAUACUGCACUUAGUGAGGUGAACUUUCAACGAGGAUGCUUGGAUGCUCAUAACGACCUGCGACAAAGGUAUGGAGUCGCCCCGUUAAUUUGGUCAGCUGAAUUGGCCGACAUGGCGCACGCAUGGGCAGUGAAGUUAUCUGACAGGGGAAGGAUUCUGUAUCCAGAAUUGCCAGGAAUUGGAGAAAAUAUUUUGUUGUCGGAUGCCAAUGAUCAUUCCCAUCUUCCAACUGGCGCGGAAGUCGUCACUCGUUGGGAAACGGAAGUUGAUCAAUUCGAUUUCGAUCGACCACGAUGGAGUCCGAAAUGUCAACGCUUUUCGCAGAUGGUCUGGAGGGAUACUACUGAACUCGGUGCUGCAAGAGCAUGGAAUACGGAAAAGAAUUGUGUUGCAGUAGUGUGCUUCUAUCGACCAAGUGGGAACUCAAAUGCUCCCGGUGAAUUCGCCUCCAAUGUGCCAUCACGAGACUGCUCAAUGUCGCCGGCUCGUAGUCUAGCCGGUCAAGUCAAGCGUUCUGUUACAAUAACGGCUCCACCCGAUCAUAAACGGGACACUUAA
This is a messenger RNA of Haemonchus placei, 729 nucleotides long. The record is from the annotation of a GenBank genome assembly. Lineage: Eukaryota; Metazoa; Nematoda; Chromadorea; Rhabditida; Trichostrongylidae.